This is a messenger RNA of Daphnia carinata, 2698 nucleotides long. RefSeq lists its product as uncharacterized. Lineage: Eukaryota; Metazoa; Arthropoda; Branchiopoda; Diplostraca; Daphniidae. Gene Ontology annotation, biological process: cell migration; cell-cell adhesion. The record is from RefSeq and is a predicted model, not a curated record. Gene Ontology annotation, molecular function: beta-catenin binding; actin filament binding. The transcript has 10 exons. Bases 93 to 2468 code for a protein of 791 amino acids. Gene Ontology annotation, cellular component: catenin complex; adherens junction.
UUCUGCAGUAGUGUAGAUACAAUUUUAAACCAAACAAAGUCGGAAAUUUUUUAUUUUAUACAUCCGUCUUAUCUUAAAAAUAAGUGCGUGCGAUGGAAGAUUUAGCUGAUGGCAUAAAAACAAAAUCUCUAACGAAUGCGUUAGAAUCAUUAACGGAGCAAGUAUUGGAGAUUAGCUCACUGACAAUAAAAGAUUUGGAAGAAAAACCACAAUUGCGACAAAGUUUACAACAUCUUUCUGAUGGUAUCAGAACGUCAACCCAAGAACUUUGUGGCAUUCUUGCCAGAAAAGUGAAGAACCUCAAUCCUUCCGUUAAUACGUUUCACACAUUCAGAGAAAUGCUAAUGACUGCUGAAGAAGCAUCAACAUAUUCUCUUUGGCUUACAGCUGAUGAAACAAGUUUGGAAACAUUCCAAGAGAAAAUAGCUGGACUUUUAGAAGUACUUUUAAGAAUUGUUGUAUUUUGGGACCAACAAUUGAUCAAAAGUUUCCAAGAAUCUAUCAAUUGCCUGAAAGAACCUCUAUGCAGCAUGAGGCACACCCAAAUUCUUCGUGACAUUAUGUCACUAUACAAAGAGUUCAUUGUACGAUUUGGAAGCUUUUCGGAAAAGCUAUCUCAUCGUAUUGACGAUUUACUUGAUCAUAAAAUACAAAGCGAAUUUUGGAUCCACCUCAAUUGCAUUCGUAAGCUAGUAACUUCCUUUGCAGAAGUUAUAAAAAAUGUGGCUUAUUAUCCUUUAAGCAAGCAUAGCCGAAUUUCAAAGGAAUUUGUGGUGAAGGAGAUAUUGUCUCUGUUGGAGGAGAUCUACGAACUUCUGAACUUAGAACAGUCGGCUGAAGGUAUCCGUGAUGGGACGUCUUUCCUUGGCGCCAUCGACGACGUGUUGGACCAGCUGGAGCAUAGUCACUUCGAAGAAGAGGAAAUGGGGUGGCGCAUGAAUCUCAUUCUCCAGCAUGCAAUGACCGUAUCGAAGUUUUCGGCAGAUGAAGAUCGAAUUCAGAUAACGCGGAAUUCGCAGCGUGUUCUGAAUGAAUAUCGAUCACUACAGUCUUUGCUACACAAUUUAGAAAAUUCACCUAGUGACAUAUCAUUAGCCGUCGACAUCUUUCGUGAUUUUCUGGAAAUCCUAGAGCAGAGCGUCAACCAUUCAUUACUUAGAAUGAUGGUCGAGAAUUUGUCUAUAUGCACAGAACCCAUUAGGAGGCUGAUUCAUCGAUGUUCCGUUAAAAUGAAUGAAGUGAUCUCAUCACGAAAAACUUCUGAACUCGCAGAGGAAGUGGAAGAAUUUGACAAUGUUAUGGAACGUGUUUUGCAAACCUGCUUCUUUGCUCUGUCGUCGACCGCAGAUGUCCCAAAAAUCCAAGUGAUAAGGUGUGCCCUGAAGCUUCUCGAGUCGCUUGAAGCUGAAAUGAUCCCGGCAGUUUAUAGUUGUUACCUGGAUCCUACGAACAAAGCGGCUAGCUGUCAUCUUCAGUUCCUUUGGCGUUCUUUCCAGGAGCAUUGCACGCACUUGCAAACUAACUUAGAUUCUAUCGCCGAUCCCGUUGCAUUUUGCCACGUUGCUGAAAAAGUUGUAAACGGCCAUAUUACCGAACUCAGAAAGAAUGUGUAUGUCCAAAACGUGGUGUUACUUGAACGUCACUGUCGUCCGAUUGUACAAAUCACCACUAGAUGCUUGGCGAUUGUGGAGGGACAGAAAUGGGAAAAUUCUAUCAAGGAUAAAAUUUAUCUGAAAGAAAUUCAACUUGCACUUGCGGAAUUUCGUGGUGCAUCCGUGCUCGCUGUAGGAAACGUCAGUGACCUCAGUGGUCAUAGGUCAAUGCUUAAGAGAGCUGAACUUGUACUGAAAUACUUGAUGAAGUGCAUUGAUGCCAUGAAGCAAAUCCAAGAGUCUGAGUUGCAUUUCACAGUACAAGAAACUCUUAGAAAUGAGGCCAAGAGCAAAUCCUCGAUAAUGUUAUUCCCAGAAGAUGUCAUUGAUCUACCGUGUGACCCAACGAAAAGUGGAAGGGGAAUUACUUCUUGUCUUUACACCUCGACGCGCAUUGGGCGUUUACCAAAACGAAAAAUUCUUCAUUCGGAAUACUGCGAAGAGGCGGAACAAGAUUUGUCAGAGAUGUCUCACUUCAUUGAUACAAAACAAACUUGGCGAACACGAUGCACAACUAUUCCUACACCAGAAGAUUUACUUCCCGACUCGGAAAAAGAACGUGAUGGGAUUUCCUUCGUUUCAGAAACUUUUGAUUUGACAAACCUAUUGGAAGAGCUUUCGACAUUAGAAGGUACCUUGAAAUAUUCUGAAGGCAGCCAGAUGUCAAUCGUCGAAUUUCCAGCGCAAUGCACACCAGCCACCGUUCGAAAUAAAGCUGUGCCUCUUAGUAUCAGCAUAAGUACUCCACAGCGACUCAGAGAUCUUCAAAUAGUCUCGGAACGCUUGGCUUCACUUCGCAAGCAGAAUGCUAACUAAUGAACCGUAGUAAACUGUUGCUAAUUUGCAUCCAUUUAUUGCUGGGUUUUGCAUUUCAACAUCCCUCCACCAUUCGGAAACGCGUUGCACUGCUUCUUUGUUUACUGCUAAUAUUUAAUGCUUCGUUGCUCGUGGUCCAAAAAUAGUGCUUCCGAUUCUUACGUUUGUGCUCCCAAGCUCAAUCUGAUAUUGUUUCAGAAAUAAUGUACUAAAUAAAGUAACUGAUCUAU